AAUACACAUCAUCCACACGAAAGUGGAGUUGAACACCCUACCUAUAAAUAAGCAAAUACACCAUACAUACCAAAAGUACGUGGGUGAACUUCCGCCAUGGAAGGGAUCUACAAAACACUUCCUCAACACACGUAUAGUUGGUCGCAAGGCAGAGCGACCUUCUACAAGUAUCAAGGCUUCUGGAACGUUCAAAAUUUCCCUGAAAAAACAAUUUUGGCUCAAAGCUAUCAGGCACAACCAAGUGACAUACUAUUGUGCAGUUGCCCCAAAACUGGCACAACUUGGCUGAAAGCCUUGAGUUUUGCCAUUUUAACCCGUGAAAAGUUUGAUCAUGCAUCAGCCAGCCCUUUGCUAACAACCUUGCCUCAUGAUUGCGUCCUGUUUCUAGAGAACCACCUUGCAAAAAUCAAAGAAAACCCUUCGGAUCUCCCCCUACUGGCUACGCACCUUCCUUAUUCUUCUUUGCCAAAAUCAGUCAUAGCUUCAAACUGCAAGAUUGUUUACAUAUACCGAAACAUAAAAGACGUCCUAGUUUCCUACUAUCAUUUUGUUCGAGAACUAGUAAACUUGUCUGUUGAAGAUGCGCCAUUUGAGGAGGCGUUUGACGAUUUUUGUCAGGGCAUUUCAUCUUUUGGACCCUACUGGGAUCAUAUCCUGGAAUACUGGAAAGCAAGCCAGGAAAGGCCAGACAGAUUUCUUUUCUUGAAAUAUGAGGAUUUGAAAAAGGAUGCUUCAUGCAAUGUGAAACAGCUUGCGGAGUUUUUAGGAUGUCCUUUCUCGGUUGAAGAAGAGAAAGCAGGCGUGCUUGAGAACAUUAUAAAUCUGUGCAGUUUUGAUAGUCUGAGCAACUUAGAAGUGAAUAAAAGCGGGAUGUAUCAAGCAGAUGAAGUUUCUGGUGUAGAACACCGACUCUUUUUCAGGAAGGCCAAGGAUGGAGAUUGGGAAAACUACUUCACAGAUGAGAUGAAAGAAAAGAUCGACAAACUGAUUGAUGAAAAAAUGAGUGGAACUGGUUUGGUUCUGAAAUGAUGAGGAGCUAGAGCCUCAAGAUCACUCCGUAUGCCUGUGCUUUAUUUUAGUCUAUCCAUGAAAUUGCUUGGUUUUCGAUAAUUGAUAACUUUUAUGUUGAUCAUCUGUUUGGAUGGAUACUUUUAUUUUUCAUUAUUUGAUGUUCUCUCUUUCAGAUUCAAAUGAUCUUGUUAUGUUUCGAUUAAUGAUAUAUCUCUGUGCUUCCAGUACAA
Messenger RNA from Lactuca sativa (garden lettuce), 1241 nucleotides. Its product is annotated as flavonol 3-sulfotransferase. NCBI's taxonomy places the organism in Eukaryota, Viridiplantae, Streptophyta, Magnoliopsida, Asterales, Asteraceae. Gene Ontology annotation, molecular function: sulfotransferase activity. The record is from RefSeq and is a predicted model, not a curated record.